Molecule: messenger RNA, 1557 nt
Organism: Colletotrichum fioriniae
Lineage: Eukaryota; Fungi; Ascomycota; Sordariomycetes; Glomerellales; Glomerellaceae
Source: RefSeq, a predicted model, not a curated record
AUGGACUCCGUCGAGAAGAAGACAUCUCGGAACGAGGCUCCGGAGACGAUUGAUAGCAACCCGGAACAAGCCUCGCCCGAGUACGUUCAAGGCCUUCCACUGGUCUGCAUCAUCGACCGCACCAUUCUCGCGACCGCAGUCCCCAAGAUCACCACCGAAUUCAACUCUCUCAAUGACGUGGCCUGGUACGGCUCGUCAUACCUCCUGACGACCUGCUGCUUCCAGCUUAUGUUCGGCAAGCUAUAUGCCGAGUUGAGAGUUACUUGGGUAUUUCUUGCUGCUCUCUUCUUCUUUGAGCUUGGAACAAUCGUCUGCGCCGCCGCCCCUAACUCGAUCGCCUUAAUCAUUGGAAGAGCCAUCUCUGGCAUCGGCUGCGCUGGUCUGUUGUCAGGAACGUUCAUCAUCAUAGCACAGAGCUUCCCAGUCCACAAACGGCCCAUCUACACCGGCAUGAUUGGAGGCAUGGCUGGCGUUGCUGAAAUCAUCGCUCCCACGCUGGGAGUCGUGUUCCUGUUCGUCAAACCCCCUGCCGACGCGGAGCCCAAGCAGCCCAAGUCCAUCGGCGCGUUCCUCAAUAGCAUGGACCCCAUUGGCACUGUGCUGUUGAUGCCCUUCAUGGUUUGUCUCCUAUUGGCUCUGCAAUGGGGUGGAACGACAUACGCUUGGAGCAACUGGCGCAUCAUCCUUUGCCUUUGCCUAUUUGGCGUCCUCUUUGUCGCGUGGCUGGGCAUCCAGUACUAUCGGGGCGACGACGCUACCUUACCGCUUCGUCUGAUUCGCCAACGGUCUGUCGCGAGCGGUAUGGUGUUCAUGCUCGGCGUCAAUGGAGCUGUCUUCGUCGUCGUUUACUAUGUCUCGAUUUGGUUCCAGGUCGUGAAAGACACGACUGCGGAGCAGUCUGGCAUAAACUUCUUGACUUCGUCGACAGCUGUCUCUGUCUCGUCAAUCCUUUCAGGAAUUAUAACGUCCAAGGUCGGGUACUGGGUCCCUCAGAUGGUCAUCAGCACUGUUCUCACCUCAAUCUCAUCCGGACUCAUCUUCAGAUAUGAGGUUGAGACAACGACUGCGUACUGGGCGGGCACUCUCUUCAUGUUCGGAUUCGGCGCUGGCAUGGGCAUGCAGAUGCCGCUCGCCGCUAUCCAAACGGUACUCAAAGGAGCCGAUGUGUCUCUGGGCACAUCCAGCCUCAUUCUCGCGCAGACUCUUGCCGGCUCCAUCUUUCUCUCCGUUGCACAAAGUUUGUUUCAGAGCAGGUUGUUGGUUGAGUUGGCAGCACAGGCGCCUGAAGUUGACGCCCAAUUCGUUGUCGGACACGGUGCGUCUGGGAUUAAGGCCAUGGUCGCGCAGAAGUACGGCGACGCAGCUGCAGUCGGGGUGCUUGGGGCGUAUAACCACGCAUUGCGGGCAUGCUUCUUGUUGUGCAUCGUCCUAUCCUGCUUGACUGGUAUUGGUGCACUGGGAACGGAAUGGAAGAGUGUCAGAGAGGACACGCCGAAGGAUACGGCUGAUGAUGGACAGGCCGCUUCCGGUGGCGAGACACCGCGCAGCAACAUGUGA